UCCCAAAACAACCUCACCAUCGUUGCCAUGGUGAAGGCGGUCAACAGCAGUAACAAGAGUGAGGCGGAGGAUGUCUGUGGUUUUGGCAGCGAUGGCGAGGAGGACGAAUCUUUCGUUGGAGAGUUUGAGUGGAACGAGUGGACUCAGAGUCUUAUCACCGGAGCCUUCUUCUGGGGAUACAUAUGGACACAAAUUCCAGGAGGCAGACUGGCCGAGGUCUUUGGCGCUAGACGGGUAUUCGGGGGCGCCCUCACCUGCGCGGCUAUCGUGUCCUUUUUCAUCCCCCUGGCGGCCAAGUCGGGACCCGUGACCCUCAUCGUCGUCAGGGUUAUUCUGGGGUUGUCGGAGGGCGCCACCUUCCCCUCCACCCACGCCCUGCUGGCCACGUGGGCGCCGCCCCUCGAACGGUCCACGCUCUCAACCAUCAUCUACGCCGGCUCGCAAGCGGGGACUAUCAUAGCCUUCCCUCUAGCGGCGGCAAUCAUCGACUCCCUGGGUUGGGAAGCCGUUUUUUACAUCCAAGCCGGUUUGACACUGGCUUGGUGUCUGGCUUGGUUCCUGGUUGUGUCCGAUAACCCAUCUACAGACAAGCGCAUCACGGAGGUCGAAAGGGACUAUAUAUACGCUGCUCUUGGGGACAGCAAGGAGAGACAGGCUCCCCCGGUACCAUGGACAAAGGUCUUAACAUCAGUACCUUUCUGGGCCAUUCUAAUAGCUGGCGUGGGGAACAACUGGGGUUUCUACACACUACUCACUGACCUGCCGCUGUACAUGAAGAAUAUGCUGCAACAGGAUAUCAAAUCGAAUGCAGUGUUGUCCGGGAUGCCUUACCUGGGCAUGUGGAUCUUCAGUCUCAUCGUCAGCUGGGUGGGAGACAGGAUGCGCAAAGGGACCUUCUCCACUGCUACAGUCAGGAAGCUCGCGAAUACUAUUGCGCACGUGGGUCCUGCCCUUUGCCUGCUGAGCCUCAUCUUCGUGGAGUGCAACCGCGGCGCCACCAUCGCCAUACUCUUCAGCGCCGUCACCCUCCAGGGCGGCAUCUACACGGGGUUCAUGGUCAACCACGUGGACAUCGCGCCGAACUUCGCCGGGACGCUCUUCGGGAUCACCAACGCCGCCGCCACCAUUCCCGGCUGGGUGGCGCCCAUGACGGUCGGGGCGCUCACCAACGGACAGCAAACGUUCGGGCAAUGGCGCAAAGUCUUCUUUAUCUCCGCCGCUUGGUUCAUCGCCGACGCCUUAUUCUUCCUGAUUUUCGCCUCGGGAACGGAACAGAGGUGGAAUAAGGUUGAAGAAAAGAAAGGAGUGCCCAUAACGAUCGGGAAUGUCAGCGCAAUACAGCUCAACGUGCCUCAAGUUGACCCUGCCUAUGAGGUCUACGUCGUUAACCCGAACUUCAGAAAUACUUACGUCAAUAUGGCUUUUAAGAGAGACUGAGACUUCGUGUAUUCGAGUAUCUUUAUUUAUCUGUAACGUCAAGUUUAUGGAUGUGAGACAAAGACAUUGUGUUUUGAGAAAUAUUGUUUUUUAUUAUUCUACGUAGUGAUCACGGUCUUUUGUAAAUUACAAGUGCAAUAUUUUCUCUUUAUUAGUCUAUCUGUUCAUCUCUCUCUCUUUCUUCCUCUCUCUCUCUCUCUCUCUCUCUCUCUCUCUCUCUCUCUCUCUCU
Molecule: messenger RNA, 1667 nt
Organism: Penaeus monodon (black tiger shrimp)
Lineage: Eukaryota; Metazoa; Arthropoda; Malacostraca; Decapoda; Penaeidae
Product: putative inorganic phosphate cotransporter
Exons: 9
Coding region: 28-1437 (469 amino acids)
Biological process (GO): monoatomic anion transport; transmembrane transport
Molecular function (GO): transmembrane transporter activity
Source: RefSeq, a predicted model, not a curated record